AUGACGGUCGACCUCUCCAACCACGAACAGAUGCCGCGCAUUGGCGAGACCAUCGCCGACAAAUACCAGCUCACCGAGAUGAUGGGCGCUGGCGGUAUGGGCGCGGUCUACAAAGCGCUGCAAACCAACCUCGGUCGUGAGAUCGCGGUCAAGCUGUUGUUGCCGGGCAUCGGCCACCGGAAGGGUGCACGCAAGCGUUUCGAACGCGAGGCCAAGGUCGCCGCUGCGCUCCAUCACCCGAACGCCGUUGAGAUCUACGACUUUGGUGAGGACGCCCAUGGGCGCCUCUUCCUCGCGAUGGAAUUGCUUCACGGCACCACGCUCCGCUCCUACGUGGACGAGCACCUGCCAGCCUUCCCGUGGACACGUGGCGUCCCCAUCAUGGCGCAGGUCGCCGAUGUCCUGGUCUCCGCGCAUAAGCUCAACCUGGUCCACCGAGACCUGAAACCAGAGAAUGUCUUCUUGGAACACACACGCCGCAUGACGCGAGAGGGCAUCGUGGUCGGCACGCCCGAUUAUAUCUCCCCUGAGCAGGCGUCCGGCGACGAAAACGUAGGCCCUCCGACCGAUGUCUACGCCCUCGGCUGCAUGCUCUACGAGAUCGCGACCUGCUACGUACCCUUCCGCGGGGAUGAGCUGCAGAUGUUGACACAGCACCUGUUCAAGUCUCCCGUCCCUCCGAGCGAGACCGCACCCGAAGGCAGGAAAGUGCCUCGUCAGUUGGAGGAGCUGAUCCUUCGAACGCUGGCCAAAAAACCGCAUGACCGACCGGACGCGUUCGAGGUCACCCAUAAGCUCAACGCGAUCUAUGAGUCGCUCGAUCGCAGAGAGCGCGCGCGUGACGAGGGCUACCUGCUCGGCCGCGAGGCCCGCAUGAUCCCUACGGUGCAACCCCGCGGAACACCGACAGCUCAAUCGCCCUUUGCGAUCGGAGCCGCGGCAGCCUCGGGGGGGCUCCUGGCUAGCACGUCGACCUCGCCACAAAUCGCCCUGGUCGGGACACAACAGGACGACGUCUUGCUCGCGCUCAGCGCCAACGGCUUGGUCGGGUAUAUCGUCUCCGCCGCGCAGACCGUGGAUGGCGCGGAUGUCAUCUUCGCCCCGGGCGCCGAUGAAGCUCAGCUUCGCGAGUUGAUCCGCUACGAGGUGCCGGUGCUCACGGACACCGACGCAGCCGACAUGAAGCGAAUCGCCGCGCUGCUCACGAUCGGUGUCGAUGAGGUGCUCCCUCGCCCUGUGCUCGCCAACGACCUCGCGCGUAGAAUUCAACGGGCGCUUCGGAAGCACAAACGGAGCAAAAAGAAGAAAAAGGGCUGA
Nerophis lumbriciformis (worm pipefish) is the source of this 1317-nucleotide messenger RNA. The record is from RefSeq and is a predicted model, not a curated record. NCBI's taxonomy places the organism in Eukaryota, Metazoa, Chordata, Actinopteri, Syngnathiformes, Syngnathidae.